UCUCGCGCUUUCUCUCUCUCUCUCUCUCUCACCCAGUGUUUCGAAUUUUGAAAUGUCGAAUUUUGCAGAGGCGAGGAGCGACACUUGUUAAGAGAUAGAUAGAAAGCGCGUAAUUUUAUCUUCGAAGGUUCGCAUUGUUAUUAUUCUCUCUUGAGCUCGCGGGAAGAAUCGAAUCGAAUAGAAAUGGCGGCAUACAGAGCCGACGAUGAUUACGACUAUCUAUUCAAGGUGGUUUUGAUCGGCGAUUCAGGUGUCGGGAAAUCCAAUCUUUUAUCCAGAUUCACCAGGAAUGAGUUCAGCCUUGAAUCUAAAUCUACGAUCGGUGUUGAAUUUGCUACGCGGAGCAUUCACGUUGACGAUAAGGUCGUCAAGGCGCAGAUUUGGGAUACAGCCGGCCAAGAAAGAUACCGUGCAAUUACGAGUGCGUACUAUCGAGGAGCUGUUGGUGCACUGCUUGUAUAUGAUGUUACACGUCACGUUACAUUUGAGAAUGUGGAGAGAUGGUUGAAAGAGCUUAGGGACCACACCGAUUCAAACAUUGUGAUCAUGCUUGUGGGAAACAAGGCUGACCUGCGUCAUCUGCGAGCUGUUUCUACCGAGGAUGCAAAAGCUUUUGCUGAGAGAGAGAACAACUUCUUCAUGGAGACAUCUGCCCUGGAAUCCAUGAAUGUAGAAAAUGCCUUCACAGAAGUGCUCAGUCAGAUCUAUCGUGUUGUCAGCAGGAAGGCUCUUGAUAUUGGGGAUGACCCUGCAGCUUUGCCCAAAGGACAGACAAUCAAUGUGGGCACGAAGGAUGAUGUAUCAGCUGUCAAGAAAGUUGGAUGCUGCUCUACCUAACCAAAGAAGGACGUGGAUAGAGGUUUGGUGUUGAAUGUAUAUCCCACUGCUCUGCUUCGGAAUUCCUCAUUCUCUGUGAUGCUGUUCCUGAUAGUAUUUCUUGAAUUUUUGGGCACAACACCACAUGGAAUGCACUCUCGAACAUAGUUUUACAGUCAAAUCUUAUCAAGCAUUGUAUGAUUAAAUUUGUGUAGGGCUAGCCAAAAUGUUUUAAGGAUCUAUAGAAAGUUGGAGGGUGUUGGGUAAUUCUCUUUGCAUCCGAGGCAGACUCCUUGCAAUUUAUCUUAUUCUCCUUUUCCUUCUCUUUCUUUGGAGUUCAUGUCAAUGUAAUACUUUGAUUUUUAAUUACCACAGGAUUUUGUUAUAUUUGGUUGCUUUGGACUACAGAUGUAUUCGGAAGCUAAUGGAAAGACAUGGAGAUUAGUUCUUAUAAUUUAAAAUGGAAUAUAUAUGUAAUGCGCAUUCUC
Telopea speciosissima is the source of this 1304-nucleotide messenger RNA. Its product is annotated as ras-related protein RABA1f. The transcript is spliced from 2 exons. Gene Ontology annotation, molecular function: GTP binding; GTPase activity. NCBI's taxonomy places the organism in Eukaryota, Viridiplantae, Streptophyta, Magnoliopsida, Proteales, Proteaceae. Bases 184 to 837 code for a protein of 217 amino acids. The record is from RefSeq and is a predicted model, not a curated record. Gene Ontology annotation, cellular component: endosome.